UUUUCCCUCUCUCCAAUGCUCGUCGCCAGCAAGCAGUUGAGUCUCGGUCGCUCCCAUAGCUGGGACACCCUGGGGGGGAAUGAGGGGCAGUGGGACAGGGGAGAGAGUGUCUACGAGCAGCAAGCCAGGCUAGCGGGGCGGAGGAACUCGCUGUCGUACGGGGGAGACGGAGGAGGCUGGUACGAGCCUCAACCGGGCUCCCGGCCUCCCGACCUCGAUCUGAAACGGGAGCCGUUCUCCUAUCAGGACUCCCCGUACAGCCAGGGCUACGCCGAGCGAGGGACGAGGAAGGGCUCCGUCCCCGAGCUCAACCACUACGAUCGCCCGUCCAUGGCUCACCGAGGAUCCAUCGGUCCCCAGGAAUACUACCCCCAUGACCCCACCAUGUCCUCUCGCCCGCCUGACGACCCUCGGGGCUUCUACCGGCCCGAGCCAGCGCCCCAGCCUCCCCACCAGCUGAGCCGGUCAGGCUCCCACUACGGGAUGAGCCCGGUGGGGCGUGCGCCCUGGGACCAAGGCCAAGGGGGCCGACCGGGGCCCCAGGGCAUGCCGUCUGCCGGCCCCCUCCCUCCCCCGCCCCCGCCGCCCUCCGUCCACGAGAUGAACCGGAUCUACCGGGAGAACGGAGGCGCUGCCGUCACAAACAAGAUGAUGCCAGACGGCCAGCGUAUGGCCAGCCGGGACCCGUCCCCGUACGGCCAUGAGCCCUCCUCCCCCCGCUACGCCUCCGAGCCGCCCCGGCCCGUCUACACCGACGUGAACGGGAGGCCCCUGGACCCGCGCCAGCCCGCCGCCACCUGCCUGGUGGUGGACCCGUCCUCCCAGGCAGGCAUGAUGAUGAGGCAGGAGAGCCCUUCGCCCUACGGGGUCCCACAGCCCUCCCAGCAGCCGCUGUCCAACCUGCAGAUCUACGACCCCAACGCCCCCUUACCCCUGCCUCCUCCUCCUCCCCCCACCGCCGCCCCCGCCCCGCCCCAGCCCUCGCCCAUCCCCACCCCGCUGCCCCCUCCGCCCUCCACGGCGCCCCAGACCCCCGCCCUGCCUCUGGACCCCAAGAAGACGGUGGACCCAGAGUUCCUGGCGCUGCUGCGUAACGAGGGCCUGUCGGAGAGCACCAUCUCCUCCCUCAUCCAGCAGGGCUUCGACUCCACCGCCAUGCUGGCCGUCAUGGAGGAGAACGACGUGCGCUCCGUGGCUCCCAACCUGGGCCAGGCGCGGGUGCUCUCCAGGGUGGCUGUCAGCUGCAAGAGGCCCCAGGAGGCCCCUCUGGCGCCCCCCCAGCCCCAGACGCCUCUCCGUGGCCGCUCCAACAGCUUCAGCCACCAGAGCAGAGAGCUCUACCACCACCAGCACCAGCAGCAGCAGCAGCAGCUGCAGCAACAGCAGCACAUGGGCCUGGACCCCCACAUGAUGCCUCCACAGACACCAGGAGGCAUGCAGACCAUCUCCCCCAGGAUGGGAGAGGUGAUGGGCAGGAGGCCCAACAGCGCCCCCUCCCAGCACCUCCUGGAGACCACGGGCUACCCCCGCUCCCCAAGCCCCUACAGCGGGGCCAUGGUUCCCGUCCAGCCACGCCCCAUGUCCGCCUACUCCCAGCACCCUGGCGUCCACAUGCCGGGCAUGCAGAUGAUGGUGACCAUGCCCCAGCACAUGACCGGCUCCAUGCCAGGGAUGCACGGAAUGCCCCAGCAGAUGCCACUGUCCAUGCCCGCCCUGCCGCCACCCCAACACGCCCCCAAGGCCUACUCCACCAACUACACUGUCCCCAUGGAGCUGAUGAAGCGGGACCGAAGCCUUCCGCCCAUGUCCCCCAUGCACAGCCCUCACCCCAGCCCCCAGAUGAUGCGCAAGCCUGGGGGACCCUCUCCGGACCAGGCCAUGCAGCCCGCUGGGUCGGCCAUGCAGGGCCAGAACGCGGCCAACCAGAAGCUCAGCCGACGUACUGGCCCACCAGUUAUCGUCUCGACCAUGGCCUCGCCAGACACAAGUAUCCGUCCCCAGAUCAUGAACGGGCCCAUGCACCCUCGCCCCCUGGUGGCCCUGCUGGAUGGGCGUGACUGCACCGUGGAGAUGCCCAUCCUCAAAGACCUGGCCACCGUGGCCUUCUGCGACGCCCAGUCCACCCAGGAGAUCCACGAGAAGGUGUUGAACGAGGCGGUGGGGGCAAUGAUGUACCACACCAUCACCCUGACCAGAGAGGACCUGGAGAAGUUCAAGGCCCUGCGCAUCAUCAUCCGCAUCGGCAGCGGCUACGACAACAUCGACAUCAAAGCUGCAGGAGAGCUGGGCAUCGCAGUGUGUAACAUCCCAUCGGCAGCGGUGGAAGAGACGGCCGACUCGACACUGUGCCACAUCCUGAACCUGUACCGCAGGAACACCUGGCUGUACCAGGCCCUGCGGGAGGGCACGCGGGUGCAGAGCGUGGAGCAGAUCAGGGAGGUGGCUUCCGGAGCGGCCCGGAUCAGAGGAGAGACUCUCGGACUCAUCGGCUUCGGCCGGUCGGGGCAGGCGGUGGCGGUGAGGGCCAAGGUGUUUGGCUUCAACGUGAUCUUCUACGACCCGUACCUGCAGGACGGCCUGGAGCGCUCGCUGGGAGUGCAGCGAGUCUACACCCUCCAGGACCUGCUCUACCAGAGCGACUGUGUGUCCCUGCACUGCAACCUGAACGAGCACAACCACCACCUCAUCAACGACUUCACCAUCAAACAGAUGCGUCAGGGUGCUUUCCUGGUGAACUCUGCGCGGGGGGGUCUUGUGGAUGAGAAGUCUCUGGCUCAGGCCCUGAAGGAGGGCCGGAUACGAGGCGCCGCCCUGGACGUCCACGAGUCCGAACCCUUCAGCUUCACCCAGGGCCCUCUGAAAGACGCUCCCAACCUGAUCUGCACCCCCCACACAGCCUGGUACAGCGAGCAGGCCUCACUGGAGAUGAGAGAAGCCGCCGCCACUGAGAUACGCCGCGCCAUCACGGGUCGUAUUCCCGACAGUCUACGAAACUGUGUCAACAAAGAGUUCUUCGUCACCACGGCUCCGUGGGGAAUGAUGGAGCAGCAGCAGGUGCACCCUGAGCUCAACGGCGCCGCCUACAGGUAUCCCGCCGGUGCGGUAGGACUGGCGCCUAGCGGGCCCCUUGCCCCCGGGGAGGCCAUGGUGCCAGGGGGGGCCCCCCACACCCUGCCCCCUGGUACACACCCCUCCCAGCCCCUCUCCCAGCCCCCCUCCCCCAACCAACCGUCCAAACACGGAGCCCCAAUGAAGCAGCACAUGACCGAGCCGUAGAGGAGAGGAGAGAGGGUGUCUGAGCCUGUUCCAGCUCGCCCAUCUGACCCAGCCACCGUCCACCAAUGAAUCAGCUCUCACCGACUGAAUACCAGUGAGCCCGGUUCACAUUGACCACUGGAACAGAAGUGGGAACAUGCACACGUACAUACACACACACACACACACACACACACACACACACACACACACACACACACACACACACACUGCCACUCCAUCAUGGGACCUCUCAGCUCGAGACUCAUGCUCCUGGAUCUGAUCAACGGAGGUUAUUUUUGCUUUGGUUUGUUUAUCAUAUUUUAAUGUUUUUAUUCAAGUUUUCCUGUUUUUUUAUUUUAUUUGUCAAACUAUUUCCUUGGAGACUCCUGUAUGGGACAUGUUGCUAGAGAGACUGCCUGCUCACCCCGACAGAUCGUAUCUGGGAGAGCUCAUCAGGACUGGCGUGGUGUGUGCGGCCUGCCUACUUUAAUCCCUGCCUCAUUCCAUGGUUUCAGUUACAAGUGUGUCUGUGUAUUUCAAUUCUAUUGUAUUCUCUUUUGAAAACCCCUUUCAAGUGAAUGUUUUUGUUUUGUUUUCCCAGUGUGGGAUAAAACUUUUUUUUUAAAUAUAUAUAUAUAUAUUUUGAGGUUCCAUUUACCAGACAGUUAGAAUAAAAUAAUUGGUGUUGCCAACAGCAUCCUCAGUGUCCAUUGCAACUCCUAAGCCCUGUCCAGUCAGGACCGUGUCCCCGCCUGAGCAAGUACUAGAUUAGAUUGUACUAAAUGUAGACAUACAGCUUUGGAAAACUCAAUACACCAGGGCUGCCAGAUUCCUGGAGAACUAAUAAGUAGUCAAACCAACAAUUCAUUUUGAUAGAUCAAAACAGAACAUGUAUUAAAUGCAUUUGCUUUUACCUGAACCUUGCCAGUAUAUAGAGAUUUCAUAUUACAAUGGCUUGUUUGUGAACAGCCUUUCUGAAGUACGUUGUCUCUUCAUAGGGACCCAUAUAGAAGCUUCAUGGCCUGGCAGGCAGGCAGAUUUAAAGAGUUCUCUUACUGACUCAGGAAAUCUAACUUUUUACACAGAUCUUUUCCCCAAAUUACGUCAAAAAGGGAAAAGACAGUAAGUCUGGAUUGUUCCUCCUCGUGUUUCAAUCUUUUCUUCAUUGUGGUAUUUUUAUAUUUGACAUCUGUUUUUUUUUGUUUUUUUUUCCUAUUUGGGUGUUUUGCAGUCUUGUUAGAUUUGUAUUGCCUAGUAAAUGUUCUUAUAAUCAUGGUCAUGUGAACCACCCAGUUUUUUCUUCCAUUACUUAGUUUUCAGUUCUGAUAAAAGCCAGGUGGGUUUCCUGGUGGCUUUGAGGACUCUGUGAGUAAUAGCAACACUCUAGUGCCCUGAAGUUAGUGUGGGAAGGCUGCUAGGUGGUUAUUUGUGUGUGAGUGACUAUUUGUAAUUGUUUCUUGUACAAGGUUAACAUAUAGCAUACCGUGCAGUUCAAAUAAAAAUACUGUUGUAAUCA
Messenger RNA from Osmerus eperlanus (European smelt), 4774 nucleotides. Its product is annotated as C-terminal-binding protein 2-like. Lineage: Eukaryota; Metazoa; Chordata; Actinopteri; Osmeriformes; Osmeridae. The coding region runs from base 16 to 3276 and encodes 1086 amino acids. The record is from RefSeq and is a predicted model, not a curated record. Gene Ontology annotation, biological process: regulation of transcription by RNA polymerase II. Gene Ontology annotation, molecular function: transcription coactivator activity; oxidoreductase activity, acting on the CH-OH group of donors, NAD or NADP as acceptor; NAD binding. The transcript is spliced from 9 exons. Gene Ontology annotation, cellular component: nucleus.